AUGAUUCUGGAUGCCGUCGACAUAAUCCUACAGACUCGCUAUUUCAAUCAAAUACCUCUAAAUGCUAACGGAACAGCUUCCCAUCCGGGCUGGCCCGAAGAGGACAGACAGUGGGGCGGACACGCAUUUUAUCCCAAAUGGAUUCGCGCUGUACAUGCAACUCAUCUUGGAGGCGGUCCGCCUAACAGACGCAAGGGUGGCUUUCCGGAUUUCCUCUUGGCCUCCCACGACGAACUGCCCAACCCAGCCGCAGUUUUUGAGGUUAAGUUCUGGUAUGGCACUCCCGACAGGAUUCUCACUGAGAUGCGGAUGGGAUAUCCACAUGGCCAGUUCCCGUGGAAUGAACAGUCAACAACAGGCAAGGUUCUCAAGCAGAUAUGGGGUGAGAUGAUCUACCACAGGGCAACCCUUGGCGCAAUAACGAACGGUCGGCUUGUAGCCGUUUACAUGAAGACCGGACCCGACGAGAUAACACUCUCGGACUGGCACCCUUGGGAGUCAUCUGAUAUAGUGCACACCAUUGCAGGACUCACCUGCCUCUCGAUUGAUUGGCCUAUUCUAUUGCAACACUUUCAGGAAAAUGUCAUCGUUGAUGCGUUCUCUGCACCUCGCGUUGUUGGAUUGGAGUAG
Molecule: messenger RNA, 630 nt
Organism: Phanerochaete carnosa HHB-10118-sp
Lineage: Eukaryota; Fungi; Basidiomycota; Agaricomycetes; Polyporales; Phanerochaetaceae
Exons: 4
Coding region: 1-630 (209 amino acids)
Source: RefSeq, a predicted model, not a curated record